Molecule: messenger RNA, 1548 nt
Organism: Nerophis lumbriciformis (worm pipefish)
Lineage: Eukaryota; Metazoa; Chordata; Actinopteri; Syngnathiformes; Syngnathidae
Gene: atf3
Product: activating transcription factor 3
Biological process (GO): regulation of transcription by RNA polymerase II
Cellular component (GO): nucleus
Molecular function (GO): DNA-binding transcription factor activity, RNA polymerase II-specific; RNA polymerase II cis-regulatory region sequence-specific DNA binding
Source: RefSeq, a predicted model, not a curated record
AUGCAACCCAGCGGUCACACGCGCCACUUAACACUAAAGCAGUAGUACGGGCAGAUUCCUCGAGGCGUCUUCUUCUACGCUUUAAAAAAAAAAAGAACUCUUCUUCUACGCUUUAAAAAAAAAAGGACACCUCUUCUUCUACGCUUCAAAAAAGAAAAACGCAUUCGCUUGUAUUCUGUCACCUCACAGGAUGAUGCUGCAGCACUCGGGGCCAACGCUCGCUGACAUCAGUUGCUCUGCCCUCGUCCCCUGCCUGUCGCCGCCAGGCUCGCUCACGCUGGAAGACUUUGCCAAUUUUCAGAGUACCGUGGCAAAGGACGAGCUCCGCCUCGCCAUCCAGACCAAGCGUCUGUGCGGCGGCCUCAGCGCCGACGUCAGCUCCGACGGCGCCAGCUCCAGCUCGGACCUCCCUUGCGGCGGCGGAAAGCGAGUGCUGACUGGUGAGGAAACGGACAGGAGGAAGAGAAGGAGAGAUAGGAACAAGAUCGCCGCCGCCAAGUGUCGCAACAAGAAGAAGGAGAAGACGGAAUGUUUGCAAAAGGAGUCUGAAAAGCUGGAGAGCGUCAACGCCGAGCUGAAGGCUCAGAUUGAAGCUCUGAAGCAGCAGAAGCAGCAGCUGGUCUACAUGCUCAACCUGCACCGGCCCACCUGUAUCGUCAGGGCGCAGCAGGGGCAGACCCCCGAGGACGAGAGGAACUUGUUCAUCCAGCACAUCAAGGAGAGCACAUUACAAAUGCAACACCUGCACAGCUCGCCCCCGGACGCCGCCAUGCUCAGCCUGGACCACAUUCAGUGUUCGAGCUCCAUAUGAGCGGACUCUUCUAGAAGCCCCUCAGAGAACUGAGAGGCGCUCAAAGCUACUACGAAGGCGCAGGAAGAUGAUGCCCGCGCCGACAAUCCCAAGCUGCUGAUUGGACGGACCUUCGCAUGCAUCACAAACUGGACUUUGUGCUUCCUGCCAGGUCCAAGGAGAAGAGGCAUCUCCUGUCCGCUAGUUGGCGCUGACUUUUCUGCCACUUCUUGCUCACUAAGGCACAAACAAGAAGAUGAAAGUUGAAUUUAUUCCAUAACUACUGAACAUGCUGCUAAUGCUAACGCUAACCACUCAGGACCUUACCUGUCAUGUCGUUUGACGCGUGAUUCUCCACGGACUUGAAGGCAACGAGGUCUUCCCUCAUGUCUGCGACACGUGUGUGUGUCAGGUGUGAACUCACAAGUUGUGUGUGUAACACUACACAAAUAUUUUUCACUUGAAGUUGUUGUUUAUGAGCGAGGCUUCAUUGGCUGGUUUGAUGUUAGCACACCUCAGGCAGUGAGGAUGAUGGAUGCUCUUCCUUCCUUACUAUCAAUAAACUAUUAAAGAGUUCCAAAGUGUGUGCGUGUGAGAGAUGCGGGCGUCUGUAUGUUUGUUUCUUGUAUUCAUGUGACUGUUUAACAACAUGUAGCAAGUCAACACUGUUACCAGAGACCAGUGUGUACGCUAUUUUAUUUUCAUUUCUCUUUUUUUUUUUCAACUUUACUGAAUAAAAUGUUGUUAAAAAAUUGCAA